Spinacia oleracea (spinach) is the source of this 2370-nucleotide messenger RNA. Its product is annotated as zinc finger CCCH domain-containing protein 32. The coding region runs from base 338 to 1672 and encodes 444 amino acids. Gene Ontology annotation, molecular function: metal ion binding; mRNA binding. The record is from RefSeq and is a predicted model, not a curated record. NCBI's taxonomy places the organism in Eukaryota, Viridiplantae, Streptophyta, Magnoliopsida, Caryophyllales, Amaranthaceae. The transcript has 7 exons.
AAAAGCCAAACUCCCCCAAAAUUAAAAAUCAAAUGCUUUGAAAAAAUUAAAAAAAAACCCAUAAUUUUAGAGAGAGAAAAUCACCAUCUUCAUAAACCAGUUGAAGAAGAGAAAAAACAGUCAUAUAUAGAGUAUAUAUAUAUACAUACAUAUAUACGCAUACGAUCAUAACUAUCAUUCUCUCUUUAAAAGAUACAGACUUUCUCUCUCAUCCCUCCAUUACCAUUGUCCGAUCGGAUUCUGGUGUAACAAUGGAGCGGGAGAGGACCCACUCAGAUCCAGCUCCUGAUUGGGAAGCGGGUCACGGGACCCAAACCGGGCUCGAAGGGUAGAACCGAUGUGGCAGCUUGGGAUGGAGGAGUCAUCGUACCCGGAACGGCCCGGUGAGCCCGAUUGCAUAUAUUAUUUGAGGACUGGUUUUUGUGGUUAUGCCGAUCGUUGUCGUUUCAAUCAUCCCCGUGAUCGUUCUACUUCCCCGGUUGUACGAAGUGGAAGGGUUAGUGGGGGAGGAGACUUCCCUGAGCGAGCUGGUCAGCCAAUCUGUCAGUAUUUUAUGAGAACUGGGAGUUGCAAAUUUGGCACUUCUUGUAAGUACCAUCAUCCACGGCAAGGAGCUAGUUCUGCGAAUCCAUUUGCACUCAACAUUUAUGGAUACCCCUUACGCCCGGGAGAGAAAGAGUGUAGUUACUACAUUAAAACAGGGCAAUGUAAGUUUGGGAUGACCUGCAAAUUUCAUCAUCCACCACCUUGUAAUGUACCAGUACCUACCGCAACACCUGCCACAGUUCCUCCUGCCCCUUUAUCUGCGGCCACUAUUUACUCUACUCCUAGUCCCGCUCCUCAGCAGUAUGGAAUGGUGACUGGUAAUUGGCCUCUUGUAAGGCCCUCUAUGUUGCCAGGUUCAUAUAUUCAAGGACCUUAUGGACCAAUGUUAAUCUCUCCUGGGGUACUCCCCUUUCCUGGCUGGCCACCUUACCCAGGUACUGCUCCUAUGACCGCCCCGAACACCCAGUCGGUAGGACCUGGACAGUUUUAUGGUUUAAUGCCAAUGUCACCUUCUGGACCUGCUUAUACUGGGCCCUAUCAAGCUAUAUCACCUUCUGCUGGUGGAACAAGUAGUAUUUCAAAAGAACAUUCGUAUCCUCAGAGACCUGGGCAACCCGAGUGCCAGCAUUACCUCAAAACAGGGGACUGCAAAUUUGGUUCAUCAUGUAAAUAUAAUCAUCCUUCAGAAUGGGUUGUUCCUGAAACAAGUUCUGCUCUUAGCCCCAUGGGUCUUCCUCUUCGUCCAGGUACUCCAACUUGUAGUUACUAUGCACAACAUGGAGUUUGCAAGUUUGGUCCAACAUGCAAGUUCGAUCAUCCAAUGGGAACACUAAGUUACAGCCCUUCAACAUCUUCCCUUUCAGAUAUGCCAGUUGCUCCGUAUCCUGUUGGAUCAUCCAUUGGCACUCUUGCUCCAUCAUCAUCAUCAUCUUCAGAUUUGCGAGCUGAAGUAAGCGCCAACAAAGACUCUGGUUCCACCUUGUCAUCUUCUGUGAGCAUAUCAAGCAGUACAGGUAGCUCUUUAUUGUCAAAAAGUGGGUCCAUAUCUCACUCUGGUCUCCAACAGUCUAGUCAGAGUUCUGCUACUUCCACUAGCAGUAAAGGGGGUGUUGGUCAUCCAUGCUAAGUCACCAUCACCAGGCAGGAAAUACAUAUAUUUUCCUCAUUUUUGCUUUUGUAGAUGAAAAUUUCAGGAACCAUCAGAACUCAUAUUCUUUUGAACAAACCCCACCCAGGAAAUCAUAUCUGCUCCUUCCUCCCUCCCUCCCUCAUCCAUUAUUCACACUUUUGCACACACAACUCUUCACAUCUAUGUUCAUAGAAUCCCGAUGGCCAUAUAUAUAUAUUUUUUUUUCCCUUAUUGAAUAAGCCAUCUUGUACCCUCCCGUGCCCUUAUAAUAAUUAGGGGAAAAAAAACAGAUACUUCCCCCCAUUGAACAAAGGUCCUAUGAUUCCUACCACAUUCCCUCUCCUUCCACUUUUCUUCUUCCCCGAGUGUUAAAAAGAUAUGUCCAUUUAUGUUCUCAUAUCAUUCCCUUCAUUACAUGGAACAUGCUUCUCAGCUCAGUUUCGGACUAGGGUGUAAUUGGGAGUAUCUGUUGUUCUCUUAUUCUUGUUUUACCCCUUUAGAAACUGUUGCAAAAAACAAACAAAAGAAAAAAUCUCAUUUCAGGACCUGAAACUAGGCACUGCUUUGUUGUCUUCAUUUUAGAUACUUGGAGAAAUAUGUUGUGACAAUUACUACACUGUUAAUUGAUAACUUAUUAUGUAUGUGAAGAAAACUUCAUUUCUGUUUAUAACUGAAAUUUGGCUUUUAUAUGCUUC